UCCCAUCUGAGGCUUUAACACAGCACAGAGCAGAGCUGCCGGUCACAGUUGUGCCCUGGAUUGUAGCUGAGAGAGAGAGCAGCCCUCCUGCAGCCUGUGAGCCCACCACCACCAUGGAUGUCAAACUGCUGGCACUGAUGGCUCUGCUGGCCGUGGCCACACAUGCACCAGCCUGCAGCGCGAAGCCCAUCAGUCUGGUGGAGCGGUGUUGGUGUCGUUCUACCCUCAACACGGUUCCCCAGCGCUCCAUCAAAGAGCUCAAGUUCCUCCACACGCCCAACUGCCCCUUCCAAGUCAUUGCCAAACUGAAGAGCAACAGGGAAGUCUGCAUCAACCCAGAGACCAAGUGGCUGCAGCAGUACUUAAAGAACGCCAUCAACAAGGUGAAGAAAUCCAGAAGACGCAACAACAAGAAAAACUAAACACGAGGGAAGACGUGUAUGUCUUCAGGCCUGUGCCGGACCUGCAGUAUAUACCUCCCUGUCACUGCUACGGAUGCAUGUAAACACGCUGUAUGUACCCGUCCACCUCCCUGGACCACUCGCAGAACCAGCACUUCACAGCCAAACCGUGCCGUCCCCAUGCAGCACCACCACCGAUCCCUCCGGACGCCCACGUAGUCACCUCCGACGCCCUGUGACAGCACCUAAUGCAGUUACACCUCGGAAUGACAGGAUGCAUGUUAAUGUCAGAUAUACAGUGUGUGUGUGUGUGCGUGUGUGUGAACGUUGGACUUUUGACAUAAGAGUGUGUAUGUGUGAAUGUGCUUCACAGGAACUAACUCUGACUGUGUGUUUAUUGUAUUUUGUAACUUCACACGUCUAUAAAGGAACAAACUGACCUUUCUGUCGCACACGCAAGGUUUUGUGGGUAAUGCUACCUUCAUGGUCCAAAUCUGGUUUGGCAAACAGAAGAAGUGUUACAUUUAGGAACUCAGCCAAGUGAAAACAAUCGGUUUUAUUUACAACAAAACAAAUACCUCAACUCUUGACUGGUGAACGUGGCAUUACUCCAAGACCAGGGGGUCAUGUGGCAGACUGAGACGCUGGCCUGUGAGGUUUUCCCUCCCCUAAUGGGCAACCAAUCAGGGCAGGUCGUGCUACCACAUGGUCUUGCUUUGUCUUUGAGCUUGCUGCAUGAACGAAACAGAGAUGAAGCUCAUGCAAACUGUUUAUGAAACAAGCACUGAUCCUAUGGUGCUAUAUAUAUCCAGUAUAAGGGGUCAGAGCCUUUUAUAUACUGUAACUGUAGUUCACUGUUUAUCUUAUGCAAGAUUUAAGGCGGGAUGCUGUGACUUCUUAUAUGAAACCUGUCACACAAUAGUUAAAACGCUGUUGAUGGAGUCUGAAGUGAAAAGUGAAAUGGACAUAUUGUACCGAUAAAGACGACACUUAUCAAUGCAGCUUUUUCUCUCAUUAAAUGAACAGUAAAUAGUAAACAAAAGCCAAAUAUUUAUUCAGUUAAAUAUGCAUUAAGAACAGGUGAAAGUAAAACUCUAUUUCAUGGAUUUCUAGAAGAGCUGCAUCCCUACUACAACAUCACAGUGUUUUCAAACUGAAACGAUCUUUGUUCUGGCUCCGUAUCAGUAUUAAUGCCCGUCAGUUCUAACACACCUGCAAAGCAUAUCAAAUGACCACUAACAAACACAGGGCAAACACUGCUCAAAUACCGUCGGACACGGGAAUUGUAAUUCAUGCUAAAUUGAACUGCACAAAAGUGGUUAGCAAAGACAACAGACGCCAAGGCUAAUGCUGGUUGUUUUCUUCGGGGAGAGGGUUAUGUGAUGGGAGCCUGACGAAUCAGUGAAGGCUACGUCGUGACUGAAAAAGACCAAAAUAGGCAACAAUGUGCGUAACUACGUCAUCUUUUCCAAACAUUUCUGUCUAAACUAAAACGCAGCCCUGAAGUUUUCAAACUAAAUCGAGGCCUGCAGCAUUUCCACACUUUUUUUAACCACAAUUUUUGCAGCUCUAAAACUCUGGAGUAAUGCAGAGAUUUGAUGCUUUUCCAAACCAAAACAUAGUAAUGUGGAUGUAGCCUAAUUCUGAAGAAAGUGUUUUUUACACCUUAUCAAAGGGACGGGGGUAAAUGUCCUGACAACAUUUAACCACAGUAUUUUUGUACCAACACCUGUCCUGGGUAGGAAUGAAAAGCUAAAUUAUCAUAUAGAACGUAAAGCUGAAUCAUAAAGGUCACAAAGGGAAUGUUAAGUAGUAAAAGUUGUUUUUUUUAAUCAUUCUUUAUUAUAUAUAUUUGAGCCACUUUAUUAUCAGAUGUGUCUUUUAUAUGUAAUGCUUUUAUUUUUAUAUUGUGUAAAAUUUACUAAAUGUUUUUUAAUGCAAUGUAAAGUAGGCAGUUACUACUAAAUGAAGGCAAUUCCAUAAAAUGCAAGAAAAAAAUGGCAUUAAACUUCAUUUUUAAGGUUUCAUGCAAUAUUUCACUCAUGCGUAAAGGUCUGUUUACAAUCUGUUCAUCACAGAGUGUACCACAUUCAAGCUCCAAAGGGAAAAAACGCCAUCUAUUAACAUAUUGGUUUUUUUUGUUUUUUUUACAUUGUGGAUACAAACAUCUUACAAGAUAGAUAUAGUCUUUCGGGUUUUGUUGCUCUCUGAGGAGGUAAAAUGGUUCAACAGAAUAAAAUCUGUUCUGUACAAAACACAGUGAUGUAAAACAAAAGGAGGCUGUCACGGAGUUACAGGAGAAACUUUUCAGCUCGACCGUACCCCUCCAACACUUGAUUUGAUUUUUUGCUGCCUUACUGAGGUUGAUGUAUGAUGUGUCAAUAGAGCCAAGGAGCCAAAACAGAACAAAACCUUUGAGUUGGGAGCCGAGCAACCGACAUGUGCUUUCAAUCUGGACACUCCCAGCAUCCCACAGGCCUUCAUUCAAUCUCACUCAACUGCUGCCAUGCUGCAAAAUUAGAGCCCAAUUUUCUUCCCAUAAAAAUUGUGAUCGAAGUCCUGAUGCCUGUCGUAAUGGUCUUUGUUUAGUUUUUCUUUGUUUUACAUGGCCAGUUUGAACUCUUUCUUUCAACUUAUGGUGCAAUGGUCGUACAAGUAUAACUUCAUUCCCAUUCAUGCGAUUGAAAUUAAUGGACAUUGAUUUUAUAUUAUUUCACUAAGUUGUUGACGUGCAUUGCCACAGUUACAUCUUGAAAAAACGACUGCAUAGUCUUUUCUGUAAAGCUCAACUUCUCUAAUAUAUAAUGUCAUAAUUAUCUCAAUAACAGGAAGUUGCAUCAUUUAAAAGUAGUAAACUUUGAAAAAUGUAUGGGCAACAUUUCAUUAAUAAUUUAUGUGAAUUAAACACAACAACUAGUUAGCUGUACUUAACAGACCUAAAGUGUUUUUAAUAUAGUUUUGUCAGAGCCAUCCUCAUCAAACAUCCAUUGUGCACGACAUUAACUACCAUUAAUCUGCCAAAUAUACUGAAAACUUUACUUACACGCAACUUCACCAGCAAAUUGAAAAUAUGUGUAUGAAAUACAUUUUGGACCAAAUGUUCACAACAGUUUUUCAUGACAAAACACAUUCACAUCUCUUUGACAUUCACGUGUCAGAGUGGGUGCAUGUGUUCUGCUCCGGAGCCCAAAACAAUGUGAAAUAACUUUUCCCUCUUUUGAGGCAGCUUCUGACACAUAUUCUUCAUAUACCUGAGAUGUAUUGAGACAUAACCCUGUGUAUUUUUAGUGAUUGUAAACCAAGAGGCAAUGUUUUAGCUUUGAUACUCGAGCCCUUUUUCAAUAAAGUCAUAUGAAA
This is a messenger RNA of Paralichthys olivaceus (Japanese flounder), 3758 nucleotides long. RefSeq names its product chemokine (C-X-C motif) ligand 12b (stromal cell-derived factor 1) (gene cxcl12b). Gene Ontology annotation, molecular function: chemokine activity. The record is from RefSeq and is a predicted model, not a curated record. Gene Ontology annotation, cellular component: extracellular region. Gene Ontology annotation, biological process: chemotaxis; defense response; immune response. NCBI's taxonomy places the organism in Eukaryota, Metazoa, Chordata, Actinopteri, Pleuronectiformes, Paralichthyidae.